This is a messenger RNA of Tarenaya hassleriana, 2888 nucleotides long. Its product is annotated as exocyst complex component SEC15B. Bases 67 to 2481 code for a protein of 804 amino acids. The transcript has a single exon. Gene Ontology annotation, biological process: intracellular protein transport; exocytosis; Golgi to plasma membrane transport. Gene Ontology annotation, cellular component: exocyst; membrane. The record is from RefSeq and is a predicted model, not a curated record. NCBI's taxonomy places the organism in Eukaryota, Viridiplantae, Streptophyta, Magnoliopsida, Brassicales, Cleomaceae.
CAUACCAUCUCUGUACAGUUACCUAAACCAGUUGUGAGGAAAAAAAAAAGCGAAAAGGAAAAAAAAAUGCAGUCUUCGAAAGGGCGGCGGAAAGUGGCACCCGCGUCCGCCGGCGCCGGCGGUGACUCGGCAGAGAAGCUGGACGAGCUCCUUAUAUCGUCGGCGAUAUGCAACGGCGAUGAUUUGGGGCCGUUCGUCCGGAAGACGUUCUCCACGGGAAAGCCGGAGACACUUCUCCACCAUCUCCGUUACUUCGCGCGAUCCAAGGAAUCAGAGAUCGAGGAGGUCUGCAAAGCUCACUACCAGGACUUUAUCAGCGCCGUUGACGAUCUCCGGUCGCUUCUCUCCGACGUCGAAUCGCUCAAAUCUGCGCUAUCCGAUUCCAACUCCAAGCUCCAAUCCGUGGCGGUGCCGCUCUUGUCGUCUCUCGAUUCGCUUGUUGAGGCUCAGACCGUGUCGAAGAACGUCGAUCUGGCGAUCAAAUCGGUGACUCACUGUGUUCGGCUCAUGGAGCUCUGCUCCCGAGCCAAUCAGCAUCUCCAGAGUGGUAAUUUCUACAUGGCGCUCAAGUGCGUUGACUCGAUUGAGAGCGAGUUCAUGGAGAAGACGCCGUCUUCGACGCUGAGACGGAUGCUGGAGAAGAGGAUCCCGUCUAUCAGAUCGUACGUGGAAAGGAAGGUGAGCAAGGAGUUCGGCGAUUGGUUGGUCGAGAUCCGUGUGGUAAGCCGAAAUAUGGGUCAGUUGGCGAUCGGUCAAGCUUCGUCGGCUCGACAACGGGAAGAGGAGCUCAGGAUGAAGCAGAGACAGGCCGAGGAGCAGACCCGGCUUAGCCUACGGGAUUGCGUGUACGCGCUGAACGAAGAAGAAGAAGACGAAGACGAAUUUGGGCCUCGCCCUUUCGGCGAUGCUGGUAAUGGCGGCGGUUCGUUAGGCUUUGAUUUGACUCCACUCUACAGAGCUUAUCAUAUUCAUCAGACAUUAGGCCUUGAAGAUCGCUUCAAGCAAUACUACUUCGAGAACCGGAAGCUUCAGCUAACAUCCGAUUUCCAGGUUUCUUCUAUGACCCCGUUUCUCGAGUCUCAUCAAACGUUUUUCGCGCAAAUCGCCGGGUUUUUCAUUGUAGAGGAUAGGGUUUUGAGGACUGGAGGAGGUUUGAUUUCGAAACUGGAGGUGGAGGGUUUGUGGGAAACUGCUGUUACUAAGAUGUGUUCUGUGUUGGAGGAUCAGUUCUCUAGGAUGCAGACCGCUAAUCAUCUUUUGCUGAUUAAGGAUUACGUGAGCUUGUUGGGCGUGAGUUUGCGUAGGUAUGGCUAUGCAGUUGAUGCACUUCUUGAUGUCUUAAGCAAACACAGGGACAAGUAUCACGAGUUGUUGCUGUCUGAUUGCCGCAAACAGAUCACCGAAGCUCUGUCGGCUGAUAAGUUUGAGCAGAUGUUGAUGAAGAAAGAAUAUGAAUACUCCAUGAAUGUGCUUUCUUUCCAAUUACAAACCUCCGACAUAAUACCAGCGUUUCCUUACAUCGCUCCGUUCUCAUCCACGGUGCCAGAUUGUUGCCGGAUUGUGAGGUCUUUUAUUGAGGAUUCAGUAAGUUUCAUGUCUCACGGUGGUCAGCUCGAUUUCUACGAUGUUGUGAAGAAGUAUUUGGAUAGGCUUCUCGGUGAGGUUCUUGACGAGGCUCUGUUGAAGCUCAUAAACACAUCCGUUCAUGGAGUCUCGCAGGCAAUGCAGGUCGCAGCAAACAUGGCUGUGUUGGAGCGAGCUUGCGAUUUCUUCUUCCGACACGCUGCACAGCUUUCAGGGGUUCCCUUGAGAAUGGCGGAGAGAGGUAGGAGACAUUUCCCCUUGACUAAAUCGCAAGAUGCAGCAGAAGAUACGCUCUCUGGGAUGCUUAAAAAGAAGAUUGAUGGGUUCAUGGCACUGAUAGAGAAUGUUAACUGGGUGACCGAUGAUGCUCCAGUAGGUGGGAACGAGUACGUGAACGAGGUUUUGAUAUACCUGGAGACUUUGGUUUCCACUGCACAGCAGAUAUUGCCUGCCAAGGUACUAAAAAGGGUUUUGCAUGAUGUUCUCUCUCACAUUUCCGAGAAGAUUGUUGGAACAUUAUGCGGGGAUUUGGUGAAAAGGUUCAGCAUGGGAUCUAUCAAGGGACUUGACACUGAUAUUCAGUUGCUGGAGUCUUUUUCCGAAAACCUAACUCCACUGUUCGCAGAUAAGGAUGCUAGUGAGUUGAAGAAAGCUUUUGCAGAGAUAAGACAGCUGAUCAAUUUGUUAUUGAGUAGUCACCCGGAGAAUUUCCUAAACCCCGUGAUCAGAGAGAGGAGCUACAAUGCUCUGGACUACAGGAAAGUGGCGAUGGUCUCCGAGAAAUUCAGGGACCCAUCAGAAAGUAUAUUUGGGACAUUUGGAACAAGAGGGGGCAGGCAAAAUCCCAAGAAGAAAUCUCUGGAUGCAUUGAUAAAGAGACUGAAGGAUGUCAGCUGAUUCAUAUCCGAGCCACAAGGGUAGGUAGGCGGCAGGCCCUCUCUCUUGUUCCUUACUUAUCUUUCACUUUGUGAAUUGUGAUUCAUUGCGCUCUGUUUAAUUGAUAUGUCAGAAGAAAGGCACAUAAAACUGGUUUUUUCCCUCCAGAUUGUAUUUGCUCUCCCCCUCCCCCUUCAUAAGCUUCGUAUUUGUAUGUAGCCAGCCAGCAUUCCCUUUUAUAUAUGAAAUCUCAGUCCCAGCAGUCUGGAAGUGUUUCAGCCAUCUUUGGUCCUGAAAUCUGGCAUGGUACGUUCUUCUCAUCUUCCCAUGCACCAUUUAUUUCUGUUCUGAAGUUGACCAGAAUCAAGAACAGACGAUAUUUCCUCUGUUUUUUGUUCAUGGAACUUUCGGUUCUUGUCAACUUUUCA